AUGUAGCCUAUAAACUCAUUAAAAGAGAAGGUUGAUUUAUUAAAAUUCUACUAAUAACAAAUAAAGGAAAUAUGCAAUAUUUCUUUGGAAUUAGACUUAGAUUGUUAAGGAUAAAAUUAAAUCAGUUUGACAAAUUUUAAUUUAAGCUGUAACAGUGAAGAAAAUAAAAUCCAAGCUAGAAGUUUAACUUAACUUUAAAAAAAUAAUAGCUCUUAAAAUUAUGAGAAAUUUACUUAUACGAAUUAACUGACCAGCUCAACUACAAACUAUAAUUCAUUAUAUAAGUAAAAUGGGAUACUUGCCAAGCAAAUCUUAGGCUCAGAUAUGACAAGAAGUAAAGUAAUAAUUACAACUGUAUCUCCGAGAUAACAUUUCGAGUGCAUACCAAUGACCCCAGCUGCUAGCUAAAUUGAAUAACUGAAUAUUUAAGUUGAAGAGUCGUUUGACGAAUGUUAAAAUAUAAAUAAAUAAAAUAAUAUAAAUUACUUCCAAGAAUAAUAAGCGAAUUAGAGUAAUAAUAAUUUAGAAUCACCUACUACAAUUAUCUUUUCUCGCAAUAAAAAUCAAAGACUUCAGCAGAUAGAAAAAAUAAACUAAUUUCACUUUAAUUACGAUGCUGACCUAUAAAAAAUGAAUCAGGAUUAAGAAAAUAAAAUGAGACACUUAAAUUCAAAUAACUUAAAUGAAUAUCUUUCAAAAGAAUAGAGUGAAGAACCUUUACCUAACAGUAAAUGUGAAUUGGUUUUGUCAACUACCCCAACAAAAGUAUAAACCAAAAGCUAAUUUAAAUUCAAAAAAAGUUAGUAAAAGCUUUAAAGUUUCUAAGAAAAUAUACUUUAGUAAAACAAAGACAUGUAAGUUUUUGAAAACAUCCACAAAAGAAAACAGAUGAAAUACCUUCAAGGAAUAAAUAUCUUGGGAGUGGCUUCUGUCUUAGUUACUCUUUCGAUGACCUUACUUGGAAGUUUUAUGUUUCUAGAUAAUUUAAUUUAUCAAAGAGAAAACUUUAAAUAUAUAAACUGGAUUUAUAUGAUAAAUAAUUUACUAUCAACUCCAGCCUCUGAAUAAUAGAAAUUGAUUGGUCUUAUUAAUGAAUUUAAUUAGUCAAGAAUCAAACUUAGCAAAGAUUUUAUGAAAAAGUUAUAUAAUAACACUAACAAUGAAAUUGAAGUCUUUAAAAUUAUUUAAGAUUAUUAGAUCGUUUAAAAUAUUUAUUAAAGCGCAAGCAUAUCACAAUAACAAAAAUUGCCUAUGAUUUAUUCAAUUCUUUAGUAAAUAUAAGGGAUUUAUUACGUUGUUUCUAACAAAGAUCCUAAAGGAAUAAUCAAAAGAUAAAAUGAAAUUAACUACCCAGCUCUAAAUGAACAAGUUCAAGUUGUCUUUUCUCAAAUGAAUGAUGAAUAUUAAAGUUAACUCUCAGAAAUUUAUGACUAAAGCAUAAUUUAUGUUUAUGUCAUUACUCUUUUGACUUUGAUUUUUUUAAUUAGCAUUAUCCCAAGUUAUAUCUUUGCUAAAAAAAAAUAGUAGCAAAUUCUUAAGCUUUUUGCAACUUUUGAUAAAAAGCAAUUGAAGGAAAUUUUAGAUAAAUUAACAAAAUAAAUUCAAUAAUUUUCAAUAGACUAAAAGUAGAAUUUUUCUAAAUUUGAUUCAAAAAUUUUAAAUAUUUUGAAUUAACCUGAAACAUUUGAAGAAAAAAAACUUAAUAUUAGCAAGACUUCAUCAUUGAAAUAUUCUUUGAAAAAAUUAAUACUUGGUUUGCUGACAAUUUUUUGCGUUUGUAUAAUUUAUCCUAUAUUAAAUUAUUUUAUUGUAGCAAAGUUUAUAGACAAUUCGAGAAUUAUUUACAGCUUUAACAAUGUUGUUUGUGCCUCUUAUUUUUCUUUAGUAAAUUCUUUAAGAGCCAGGUAAGGUCUUGCUAUGGCAUUCCUAAUGCCUUAACAAUAGGUACUUUCAAGGUAAUAUUAUCAAGGAAUACUAACUUAAGUUACGACUUAACUAAAUGAAUUGCCUAAUUUAAUAAAAAAAAACUUAGAAAAAGUAAGCUCAGAAGAAUAACACAACGAAGAAAUUUUUGAUGAUUUAUUAAUUAGCAUUUUUACCCAAAAUACUUGCGAUGCUAUUUAAAAAUACAGUAAGUAUCUUAAUGCAAAUUUUGAAUACAAUUAAUGUAACUCAGUUGGUAAAGGAGCUUUUUCAAAAGGUCUCCUUAAUGGAUAUUUGUUCUUUAUCGGAGUUCACAGAGACUAUCUAUCUUUUGCUUUUAGCCAAAGCACUGAAAGCUUUUAGAAGAAUUUUAAAAAGUAUAAUAAAAAUCUCCCUGCCAUAAACUAAUUUUAAUAUAAAACUGAGCUAUCUAAAUAUUUUGAAUAUCUUUUGAUUUUCUUUUAAGAAUAAAAUCUUUUGCUCUACAAUUUCUACGAAAUAUUAACUAGUUAAACAAAGCAAUAGAAGCAUCCCAUUUUCAUUGUUUUGCUUUUGCAUUUAGCAGAUAAUGCUGAUUUAGAUGUAAAUAGAUGA
Tetrahymena thermophila SB210 is the source of this 2517-nucleotide messenger RNA. Its product is annotated as transmembrane protein, putative. The transcript has 5 exons. Lineage: Eukaryota; Ciliophora; Oligohymenophorea; Hymenostomatida; Tetrahymenidae. The record is from RefSeq and is a predicted model, not a curated record.